AUGGACUAUUACUUUCUGAGUAAGCCAAGGAGCGCAGAGAAAGACUUUGGACGUCUUGACGUUAAAACAGUGAUCCAAAAUAACCGGCUGCCGGUUUCGGCGGUUAGAAGGGGGGAGGAUUCUUGGUCGCUUGAUAUCAGCGUGGGCGGCCUUGUCAGCGCUCUGCUUGGGGUAAAGGAGGUAGACGCUAAAUGGAUCGGAUGGGUCGGUGUAAAUGUGCCAGAUGAAAUUUGGCAGAGAGCUCUUACAAAAGCUCUAGCUGAAAAGAGAUGCAUUCCAGUUUUCCUUGAUGAGGAAAUAGUGCACCAAUAUUACAAUGGAUACUGUAACAACAUCCUAUGGCCUCUCUUCCAUUACCUCGGACUCCCUCAAGAAGAUCGAUUAGCCACAACCCGUAGCUUCCAGUCUCAGUUUGAUGCAUACAAGAGGGCAAACCAGAUGUUUACUGAUGUUGUCAAUGAGCACUAUGAAGAGGGGGAUGUUGUUUGGUGCCAUGAUUAUCAUCUAAUGUUUCUUCCCAAAUGUUUGAAGGAAUAUAACAGCAAGAUGAAAGUUGGAUGGUUUCUUCAUACACCGUUCCCUUCUUCUGAGAUUCAUAGGACUAUUCCAUCUCGUUCAGAUUUGUUGAGAUCUGUUCUUGCGGCUGAUUUAGUUGGGUGAACAACUUUUUUUUGACUGAAUACUUUUGUGUGUGUUUUCUGGUGUUUGCUUAGCACAUGGCUUGAUAUUCCAUGACACUCUACAUUCCACUAUCUUCAACUUUUCUGCCACAUGAUAUACACAAAGUAAGGCAUAUGCUUAUGGAAUUCAGUGGGCAGCUAAAGUAUUCCUUUCUAUUCACAGAUACGAAUACAAACAAACAUUUUUGAAGUAGUUUUCUGUAUAUUAUAUUUCUUGGACUAUGAUAUGGUUAGAUUUUCCUGUGAAUGUAAGAAUGUUAUGAGUACAUUUAAAAAUAUAUAACCAGUUAAAAGUAUUUUUUUUUCA
This is a messenger RNA of Asparagus officinalis (garden asparagus), 987 nucleotides long. RefSeq names its product alpha,alpha-trehalose-phosphate synthase [UDP-forming] 1-like. Lineage: Eukaryota; Viridiplantae; Streptophyta; Magnoliopsida; Asparagales; Asparagaceae. Gene Ontology annotation, molecular function: catalytic activity. The transcript is spliced from 5 exons. Gene Ontology annotation, biological process: trehalose biosynthetic process. The coding region runs from base 1 to 660 and encodes 219 amino acids. The record is from RefSeq and is a predicted model, not a curated record. Gene Ontology annotation, cellular component: cytosol.